This is a messenger RNA of Phymastichus coffea, 1234 nucleotides long. RefSeq lists its product as uncharacterized. The record is from RefSeq and is a predicted model, not a curated record. The coding region runs from base 209 to 1222 and encodes 337 amino acids. NCBI's taxonomy places the organism in Eukaryota, Metazoa, Arthropoda, Insecta, Hymenoptera, Eulophidae. The transcript is spliced from 4 exons.
GGCAGGCAGGCAGGCAGGCAGCAGCGACGAAGCCAACAGCGAGGAGCGAACGAGGGAGCGAGCGACCGAGCGAGCGAGCGGCAGGAGAGAUCGUCGAGAGGCAGUUGCGCGCACACGGGGGCCUCGUCAGUCCUCGGCGACCGGUUCCGAGGUCCGGGUCCUUUCGGCUUUGGCUGCCGAUGCCAGCGACGCCGCUUUAACGUGAGCCAUGAAACGCUCGUUUGACCGCCAGCCGGGCGUUGCCAUAAUCGGGCGACAAAUAUGUUUUUACAUAGCCUGCGCAUUGGGCGUAGUCGGCAAUUUCUUAAUCGCAGAUGUAUCAGCACACGGAAGACUGAUCGAGCCACCGUCCAGAGCGUCGAUGUGGAGGUAUGGUUUCGAUACGCCACCCGAUUACAAUGACCAUGAGUCGUACUGCGGUGGCUUCACCAGACAGUGGCAGAGUAACAAAGGAAAAUGCGGAAUUUGCGGCGAUGCUUGGGAUUUGAAGCCGCCAAGACCACACGAAACUCGAGGUAAAUACGGCAACGGGGUGAUCGUGCGGCGAUACAGGACGGGUUCGGUGAUCCCCGUGCGCGUGGAAUUGACGGCCAACCAUCACGGCUACUUUGAGUUCCGUACCUGCCCGAUGACCUACCGGGACCAAGAGGUCACGCAGGACUGUCUCGACAGAUACGUGCUCAGCGGCGAGAACGGCACGGUACGCUAUUAUCCCGGCGAGGGUAACCGAGUGUUCGAGGCCUACUACAAGUUGCCGGAUGCUCUCACCUGCAAGCAGUGCGUCUUUCAAUGGAGAUACAUCGCCGGUAAUAAUUGGGGAGACUGCGGCGAUGGACACGGUGCUGUAGGUUGCGGGCCGCAAGAGGAAUUUCGGGCGUGUGCCGACAUAGCGAUAGGCAACGAAGAGGCAACACUACCGCCUCGACCGCGUCCGCCUCGACCGACGAGCCCGUCCACUUCUGCAGUGCCGACGUCGUCGACCGAGCCAAGCGACUACUUGCCAGAGUACACUGGACCUGCUUGGUGGUUCAACUUCAUCAUCGCUGGUACGUGCCUGUUGGUCGUACUCGCUGUCAUGGCAUUGAUUUAUACCUACUACUAUCACGCCGGCCGAGCCAAGAAGUGGCUCAUGACGAGGAGAAUUAUAAGCUCCGAGCAGCCGCCACCUGUAGCCCCGCCGAGGCUCAAGAAGUUCAACUCGCCUAAUCAAAUGCAAAUCUAAAGGGCUAGAUCU